Molecule: messenger RNA, 2105 nt
Organism: Planococcus citri (citrus mealybug)
Lineage: Eukaryota; Metazoa; Arthropoda; Insecta; Hemiptera; Pseudococcidae
Exons: 2
Coding region: 195-2105 (636 amino acids)
Source: RefSeq, a predicted model, not a curated record
ACAGGGGAGGUCGUGUUUUGAUGAUUCAGGGAACAAAUUUUUGACAUGAUCAUACAGAUCAUGAAUGUUCAAAUACAUAGUAAAAAAUAAAAAUCCAUAUACGAUCAUGUAUGUUAUGGCAGCCAGAACGUUUUUCUCCGGGGAUUGAUUUCAAUAUUAGAGGUACAUUUUUUUUUCCACGCCAACAUUGAAAAAUGUUUAGGUUGAUGCCAAUAGGAAAAUGCCUGUUUUUUUUCGUUCUCGUCUCAUCGACCCUUUCCCAAAAUGACGAGUCAUUCGUGAAACGUAAUUCCAAGUUUGACUUGGUGCGGCUGAGAGAUCAUUACGUAGAUAAAACAGAAAUUCUGAAUGUGAUUUUUGAACAAUAUACUGAUACUCAAUGUCUGUAUUUGAGUGCUGCCCGUGGUUUUGGAUCUACUAUGAAUCUGGAAUUGGUCGAUUUCUUCUCCAACGUAGAAGCCGCUUCGCCCUACGACGAUUAUAAAGUAGUAGGACAAUAUGCUCAUUCCGUCUUACAGUACGGUUAUCACAUAUCUUUUGACAAGCAAGUAGGCCUAAGGUUUGAGAAUCUCAACUGGUAUGUUGUGGUUCAUUUACGUUUAUGGCAAUUCAAGCAAUUCGAAACCCGAUUCGAGUUCCAGUCUGAGCAUAUUGCAUGGAUUUUGAACAAGAUGAUCGCUUUGAGCCACAGGCGAUGGAAAUGGCUGAGUUCCGAAACCGAGUAUUUGAAGGAUCACACGAGAAAAAGAUUCCCGGGAUAUUAUCAUCGAGCGAUACGAUUUCUGAGACAAUUGGAGAAAACCAAAUUUCAGUUGGACAAGAUAGCCAAUGUUUUGAAAACAUAUGCCAAACUGUUGGUCAGAUUUUUUGGAAUGAUAUCCAUAUUUUUGGUUGACGACUACGAUACGGUAUUCCGGUACGCUCUACAGCAUUCAAAGUCUGGCGUUGAAAAGUAUUACCGCUACUUGAAUCGAAUGCUGCUCCCAUUAGUUCAGGAUCAUUGUAAAUAUGUGUACAAAGUGAUCAUAACUGGCACUACCACCCUACCUUUGUACGCAGGUGGUUGUAAUCUUGCUCCUAUGGUUAAAAAAUUCGCAUUUUUACGCGAACACGAAUUUACCCCUUAUUUCGGGUUCGACGAUGAAGAAGUCGAAGAAUUAUUCGCGACAUAUUCUAUUCCUGAGAGCGAGAAAGACGAAUUGAAAGAACUGGCUAACGGAUACAGAACUCUUGCCCAGAACUCAACCACACGCUACAAUGCACAUUCGACGAUGUCUUUUAUCAGACGGAAAUGCAACAAAACUGAAAAUAUUUUCGAAGGCACUGAUUUUCAAAGGGAUUCCCGAGACCAAGAAUUAUACUUCCCAACACCUUUCUUGAAAAUUAUCCCGUUCCGGUACAAGGUCAUCGAACUAUUGCACAAAUUCGACGUCAAAUUCAAUCUGACCGAAUUCGAUGAAGGCGCCUUUGAGCAAUUCGCCAAUUUCUCUUCCCUCGACAAAUCGAAAGAACAAAAUUUCAGUUUAGAUUUGCUGUUCACGUAUAUCUUUGAACAAGGCUACCUCGCUUUGAGCAACGUGCCCAAUAAAUACCGCAUACCCAACAAGGUAGCCAUGAAUGAGACAUGGACAGCGAUGAAAAUCUACUACAAAGAUGUUGAUCGACGAUCCCUUCGUUAUAUCGUGUCUUAUUUCGAGGAUAUUCUGCUGGCUCAAAACAACACCCUGCUAGAUGAGUUGAAACAAGAAUUGCAGAGCGAAUUGACGCGUUGUUUUAAACGGUUUCUAGAUCAGCAGCAUUUUCCAGAAAUUAAAACGCCCGAGUAUCUUUUUCAUAGUAUUAUUUACGCUGCUAUCGCCUCCUCAUCCUCCUCGGCCGAAUUGAGCUUUAUUGAAAAUGAAUUAGACGGUUUUGAUAAAUCGUAUAUUUCGGUUUUCAUUCCUGCCAGCAAUAUCGGUGGUGUUAUCGGAAUUAGAUAUUUUGAGAGCCUAGAAGGAGCUUCGGAGUCGACGAUCAGUGACUUUAUUCCCGAUACACGUUUUACCGAGGUGAAAUAUAUUACAAUUAAUAUUGAUCAACACCUCAAUACAAUGAUUUUAAUGUAA